Messenger RNA from Dracunculus medinensis (Guinea worm), 1098 nucleotides. Lineage: Eukaryota; Metazoa; Nematoda; Chromadorea; Rhabditida; Dracunculidae. The record is from the annotation of a GenBank genome assembly.
UGCCUACAUCGAUCACCGUAUAUAACAAAUUUUCCCUUUGCCUUCACGCAUACAUAUCCAUAUUUCCAAGAUAUAUCUACAAAUCAUUGUGAUGGCAUACCGUCAAUGGUACAUGCAUCUACUGGACAUUCAUUCGUUGACCCAAAGGAAUACGAUUUUGAAACAAUGGCACUAAAGGCAUUGGGUGGUUUCAUUUUGAUAUUAAACGAGAAUGGUGAAAUAUAUUACGCCUCGGAAAAUAUCGAAAUAUAUUUAGGAUUUCACCAGUCAGAUAUACUCCAUCAACCUUUGUUUGAGAUGAUACAUUCAGAAGAUAGAGAAGAUAUAAAAAAUCAACUGUCGUGGAAUUACAACGUUCCACCCCAUAUCACUAAUUUUCAAGAUCUGCUAACACCAGCUGGAAUAUAUUAUCUGGAAAGAAAUGUUAACGCUAGGUUUCGUUGUUUAUUGGACAAUACAUGUGGCUUUUUGAGAAUCGACGUGCGUGGAAAAUUAAUGUCACUCCAUGGAUUACCGCAUUCUUACAUGCUCGGAAGAACAGAAAUGCAUCCGGCAUCCGGUGAAAUUGUCCUUGGAUUAGUUGCCGUUUGCAGUCCGUUUGUUCCUCCUACUAUCAUUGAUCAACCCUUUGAAGAUCCGAUCUUGAAGACGAAGCAUUCAAUUGAUAUGAUUAUGAUAUCAACUGAUAAUCGAAUGAGGUUAGUGUUGGAGUUGAAUGACAAGCAUCUACCUUAUAGUUUUUAUACAUUGGUUCAUGUCGAUGAUGCGAUUUGCGUGGCAGAAGCGCAUAAAGAAGUUAUGAAGAAUGGUGCUAGUGGACUUUUAAUCUAUCGACUAAUCAGUGUGCAAAGCCAAAGGCUUUAUUGGAUUCAAAGUAGUUGUCGAAUGUUCUACAAAAAUGGCAAACCAGAAUCUAUUGGCAUGACCCAUCGCUUACUUACUGAAGUAGAAGGGACAAUGCUACUGGAUAAACGCGCCUCUUUGAAAACUAAGCUUUUAUCCUUUGAUGAUUCUCUUUUACAGUCACCUCAAAAUCUUCAAUCAACUGCAGCGCUACCUUCAACAUCUUCAGGAAUGUUAUUCGAAUCAACUUAUUAA